AAAAGUUUAACAAUAAAGUGAUUGUAGGACACUUUACAAGAUGAUCAUUCUUCUCCUGGUGCUGGCGGUGGCUGGUGCAUACUGGCUGCACUGGGCGAGGCGUGCGCAGCGCCUGGACCGCAUGACGACGUCUCUACCGGGCCCGCCGACGCUGCCGCUGCUGGGAAAUGCCAUGCUCUUCAUUGGAGACUCGGAGAAAAUGCUGCAGAAUCUUGAGAACUUGGCUUCUAUGGCGUAUGAGAACAAAGGAUGCGUUAAGCUUUGGCUUGGACCUAAAUUAUACGUUGCGAUUGCAAAUGCGGAAGAUGCCCAAGUGGUUUUGGAGAAUUGCCUGGAUAAAGAUGUAGUGUACCGCUUCUUGAGGCCAUGGCUUGGACAUGGACUGUUCGUCGCUCCGGUGGGUCUAUGGAAAAGCCAUAGGAAAGUGUUACUCCCAGUUUUCCAUAACAAAAUCGUUGAAGAAUACUUGGGAGUGAUAGCGGAACAGUCUUCGGUGCUUCUCGACAGGCUGGCGGAGAAAUCUGGCAAGGAGGAGUUCGAUGUCUUGAAGUACAUCACAGCAUGCACUCUGGACAUUGUUUUUGAAACGGCAAUGGGUGAGCGCAUGGACGUUCAACGGACACCAGACACGCCAUAUCUUCGAGCUCGACACACCGUCAUGACCAUACUCAACCUGAGACUGUUCAAGGUCUGGCUCCAACCGGACUGCCUCUUCAAUUUGACAGCGUACGCCAAACAACAGAAGGACAACAUUGACCUCACCCACAAGUUCACCGAUGAGGUGGUUAAGAAGAAGCGGAUGGAAUACGAAAUGAGCAAAACUGAGGUCUCUACAAGCAACAAGCGAUCAGGUAAGCUUCGUGCCGUCCUCGAUUUGCUCUUCGGUCGCGAGAUCGAGUUCACGGACGAGCAGCUUCGUGAACACAUCGACUCCAUCACCAUCGCUGGCAAUGACACUACUGCCCUGGUCAUCGCCUACACCUUGGUACUCCUCGGCAUCCACCAAGAUGUGCAGCAGAAAGUUUUGGACGAGCAGCUAUCGAUUUUCGAAGAAUCAAAGCGAGGGCCUGAUAGAGAAGACAUUUCUAAGAUGAACUACUUGGAGAGGGUGAUCAAGGAAAGCAUGCGGCUCUACACUGUGGUGCCCAUCAUCGCACGGAGUGUGCACCAGGAUACUUAUCUUCCGAAUUGUGGAGUUACAAUCCCAGCCGGCGCAGGCGCAGUCGUUGGAGCUUUUGCAGUCCACCGCUCGGAGAAGGAGUGGGGCCCCGAUGCCAAUGAGUUCGACCCUGACCGGUUCCUGCCCGAGAGAUCCGUCAACCGGCACCCAGCUGCCUUCCUGCCUUUCAGCUACGGAUCUAGGAAUUGUAUUGGGCGCAAUUUCGGAAUGCUGAUAAUGAAGAGUAUCAUCUCGUCAGUAGUGAGGUCUUACAAAAUUGAAGCUAACACAAUCGACCGCCUCAAGAUUGAAAUGCUACUAUUUCCGAUCAACGGUCACUUAAUUAAAAUUGAAAGAAGAUGAUGUUUUAGUAGGUACCUAUUUUG
Messenger RNA from Ostrinia nubilalis (European corn borer), 1545 nucleotides. RefSeq names its product cytochrome P450 4c3-like. The coding region runs from base 41 to 1522 and encodes 493 amino acids. Lineage: Eukaryota; Metazoa; Arthropoda; Insecta; Lepidoptera; Crambidae. Gene Ontology annotation, molecular function: heme binding; iron ion binding; oxidoreductase activity, acting on paired donors, with incorporation or reduction of molecular oxygen. The transcript has 11 exons. The record is from RefSeq and is a predicted model, not a curated record.